AUGGGCAAGGAGGCCGAGCCUAAGGAGAUGAAUGUUGCUGAGGAAUUGAAGGAAGAAAAUGCUCAAGAAAUAACUGGAAGCACAUUGUUACACGCCCCAUUAGUGGCACAGGAGCCUGAAGUACCACACCCUCAGAAUCUUCAAGAGGAGUCCAAGGAGGAGCAGUUCACUCAAUUCUUGAAAAUCUUUAAAAAGUUGCACAUCAAUAUUCCUUUUACUGAGGUGUUAGAGAAGAUGCCUCCUUAUAUGGCCUUCAUGGAAAGCCUACUCUCUGAGAAGAAGGCCUUGAAUGGAGAUAAAAUUGUGGUCUUAACCAAAGAGUACAUUGUAUUGAUUCAGAGAAAGCUACCCAAGAAGAUGUCAGACCCAGGAAGCUUCCUGAUUCCCUGUACCAUUGGGAUUAUUACAUUCGAGAAGCCACUAUGUGACCUUGGCUCAAGCAUAAAUUUGAUGCCUCUGUCUAUGAUGAAGAAGCUAGGAAUCUAA
Arachis duranensis is the source of this 486-nucleotide messenger RNA. RefSeq lists its product as uncharacterized. The record is from RefSeq and is a predicted model, not a curated record. The transcript has a single exon. Lineage: Eukaryota; Viridiplantae; Streptophyta; Magnoliopsida; Fabales; Fabaceae. The coding region runs from base 1 to 486 and encodes 161 amino acids.